GCUAUAACCACAUCAGUCGUAUAAUAAAAAUUUAAUUAUUUCAUCAAACAAAAUGCAACAGGAAUCGCCAUUACAACUCGGCUACAUAAAAACCAUAAGAUUUUUUUUGAGACCAUCAGGAUCAUGGCCAUCUGAUGUCUUCGAAGGGUACUUGCCUUUGCCCAUACGAAUCCAUAGGGCAACUUUACCAUUCCAUACCACCAUCAUAGUGAUGGGGGGGUUGUAUUACAUAACUGAUAAUUUUCAUCGGUUGAGUUUUCUCGACAUGGGACAUAUGAUUAUAACUACGUUUUUGGCAAUGGUUACAGCUCUUAGAAGUAUUCUACCAAACUUGCAGACAUACAAUUCAUUGCUAUGUAAAUUCAUACAGGAAUUUCAUUUGAUGCACCACGCUUAUAAAGGCGACUAUUUUGAAGAGGUGAACAAAACUGUUGACAAGAUCUCAUCUUAUUGCACAAAGUUUAGCACAAUAAUAAUGUAUUUAGCAAUAUUGUUCUUCAAUAUCACUCCAACGUACAACAACAUAAGACAUACCUUGAUAUCAAAGACUGAAAAUUAUUCCAUGGAAUAUUCUGUAUAUUUUAGUUUUCCUGGAUUCAACCCGCUCGACCACUUUGCAAGUACUACCGUUUAUAAUAUCUACUUAUCAUACAACUGCUCAACAUUGUUUUGUGGGUUUGAUUUGUUAUUGUUUUUGAUGAUAUUUCAAAUAAUUGGGCACGUGUACAUUCUGAGACACAAUCUCGAGAAUUUUCAGUCACCUAAGAAUAAAAUUACUCUCAAUUUACGGGGAGAUGCAUUGAUUACAAAUAACACGUGCACUUAUGAAGUAUUUGACGCACAAGAAAAUGAAGAAGUGCGCCUUCAACUGGCGGAGUGCAUAGAACACCACAAAAUAAUAAUUGGGUAUGUAAUUUUUGAUUACUUAUUGAUAUCAAAAUCACUUUAAACAAGUAGUAAUAUUAUGAUACGGUCUGCGAAGUCAUCAUCUGUCUUUGAAUCAGGUAAAUACCUACUUAAUUAACUCUACCAUAGAACAAAAUAUUUGUUAAUUAAAAUCCUUUAGAGAAUCCAUCAAAUCAAGGGAAAUUUAAAUGAGUAGGUACCUACCUAACGUCAAAUUCGAAUACAGGAUUCUUUUAUAAUCGUUAACAUCUUUGAUAUCACCAGACCGAAUAGCAAUCAAAUCACUAUGUAAAACUUAUUCUUAAUAUAAUAGCGCCGAAUCUUUUUUUAAUAAAUUAAUUGAUGAGUGCAAGAUUA
Ostrinia furnacalis (Asian corn borer) is the source of this 1263-nucleotide messenger RNA. RefSeq lists its product as uncharacterized. NCBI's taxonomy places the organism in Eukaryota, Metazoa, Arthropoda, Insecta, Lepidoptera, Crambidae. The transcript has 4 exons. Bases 53 to 949 code for a protein of 298 amino acids. Gene Ontology annotation, cellular component: plasma membrane. Gene Ontology annotation, molecular function: olfactory receptor activity; odorant binding. The record is from RefSeq and is a predicted model, not a curated record. Gene Ontology annotation, biological process: detection of chemical stimulus involved in sensory perception of smell; sensory perception of smell.